Messenger RNA from Rana temporaria (common frog), 4900 nucleotides. RefSeq names its product RAS p21 protein activator 2 (gene RASA2). The coding region runs from base 74 to 2575 and encodes 833 amino acids. The record is from RefSeq and is a predicted model, not a curated record. Gene Ontology annotation, biological process: intracellular signal transduction; regulation of GTPase activity. NCBI's taxonomy places the organism in Eukaryota, Metazoa, Chordata, Amphibia, Anura, Ranidae. The transcript has 24 exons.
CUAAAUACGCUUGUUCUCAAGUAGUUCGGCUGGCGGAAGAGCACGGGCAGAGCGUCUGCUGCUGCCGCCAGAGAUGGCAGGGAAGCAGCAGGCAGGAGGGAGAGGAGAGGCCGGGGAUCCGCCUGCGGCCCCUGUGCGGGUCCUGCAGAGCCUGAGAGUAAAGAUAUGUGAGGCAAAAAAUCUGCUACCAUACCCAGGACCCACAAGAAUGAGAGACUGCUUUUCUACUGUGAAUCUGGACCAGGGGAAAUCUUUAGGACCAAUGUUGUUGAAAAAGUCACUUAACCCAUUUUAUGGUGAAGAUUUCUACUUUGAAAUUCCAAGAGCAUUCCAAAAUUUAUCCUUUUAUAUCUAUGAUAAAAAUGUUUUACAGAGAGAUUUAAGAAUAGGAAAGGUUGCCAUUAAAAAAGAUGACUUGUUCGGAUACAGCGGUAAAGAGCCAUGGUUUCCACUUCAGCCAAUUGAUUCCAACUCGGAAGUCCAGGGAAAAGUCCACCUGGAGCUGAAACUAAAUGAACUGAUUACAGACAAUGGAUCUGUGCAGCAGCUUAUGGUACACAUAUUGGCGUGUGAGGGAUUACCACUUGUGAAUGGGCAAAGCUGUGACGCGUAUGCUUCUGUGUCUCUUGUUGGCCCAUCUAGGAUCGAUCAAAAGAAAACCAAAGUGAAGAAGAAAACCAGCAAUCCCCAGUUCAAUGAGAAGUUCUACUUUGAGGUGACAAGAUCAAGUAGCUACACUAAGAAGUCACAAUUUCAAGUAGAGGAAGAAGAUAUAGAAAAACUAGAAGUGAGAGUGGAUCUGUGGAACAAUGGGAAUCUUGCUCAAGAUGUUUUUCUUGGAGAGGUCAGAACGUCCGUGAGUGUUUUAAGGAAUGAUUCAACCCACAGGGCAUGGUAUCUUCUCCAGCCAAAAGACAAUGGAAGUAAAUCCUCAAAGUAUGAUGAUCUUGGCUCCCUGAGGCUGAGUAUCUCCUAUACAGAAGACUAUGUGCUGUCUUCAGAGUUCUAUUCACCUCUAAGAAAUCUGCUGGUGAAAUCAUCAGAUGUUCAGCCAAUCACUGCCUCAGCUGCCUUUAUCCUGGGAAAAGUAUGUAGAGAUAAAAAUGAUGCUGUCCUUCCACUGGUCCGGCUCCUUCUCCACCACCAGAAACUAGUACCAUUUGUGGCAGCCAUAGCACAGCUGGACUUGAACGACACAGAAGAAGCCAAUACUAUUUUUCGAGGAAACUCCCUGGCUACUCGCUGCAUGGAUGAGACAAUGAAGAUAAUUGGUAAUCAUUAUCUGAAGGUGACUCUGAAGAGUGUUCUAGAUGAGAUAUGCGAUUCCCCGAAGCCCUGUGAGAUAGACCCUAAUCGCCUAAGAGAAGGAGACAAUGUCGAUAACCACAAGGACAAUCUGAGAAGCUAUGUGGACAAAGUUUUCUCCUGUAUAGUCCAAUCCAGCAUGAGUUGCCCCACUGUAAUGUGCGACCUUUUCUCUGCACUGCGCCACAUGGCUGUCCGCCACUUUCCUAAUGACCCUCAUGUACGGUAUUCAGCAGUCAGCAGUUUUGUCUUUCUGCGAUUCUUUGCUGUGGCCGUGGUGUCCCCUCAUAUAUUCCAUUUGAGAUCCCACCACCCAGAUGCAGCAACAUCACGUAUUUUGACUCUCAUUUCCAAAACCAUCCAGACUCUUGGGAGUGUAGGCAAUUUGGCAAAAAGCAAAACUUCUAGCUUCAAAGAGCCGUUUAUGUGUGAUUUCUACAAGAUGUUUGAGGAAGAAACUUACACAGCUGAUGCUAAAAAGUUUUUAGAGGAAAUAUCAUCAACUGAAAGUAAAGAGCCGAGCGGCGUGAGUGAGUCUGUCAUUCUAAAAGAUGGAGAGAUGUAUAAACGUGCCCAAGGUCGAACACGUAUUGGAAAGAAGAAUUUUAAGAAACGCUGGUUUUCACUUACAAGUCGAGAAUUUUCAUACCACAAGCAGAAAGAUAAAGAACCAAUGUUUCGUAUACCUAUUAAAAAUAUAUUGGCUGUGGAGAAGCUGGAUGAAAAUGCCUUUAAUAAGAACAAUAUGUUUCAGGUGAUCUAUGGAGAGAAGCCCCUUUAUAUCCAGGCCAACAACUGUGUAGAGCUUAAUGAAUGGAUAGAGGUGCUCAGUAGAAUAAGCCGACGCAAUCAGCGGAGACUCAGCAAGUAUCACUCCUCUGCUUUCAUUAGUGGAGCCUGGCUCUGCUGUAAGGCAUCAUCUGAAAGUGCUGAAGGCUGCCACAUGUGCACUGUAAAUGUUCCAGCUGAUGUAGCAUUGGAUAUAGAUGGAGACCGUGAAUGUGAGAGGAUAUAUUCCCUAUUCAACAGGAGCAUGCCUAAACUACAGAAGAUGGAGGAGGCUUGCGGUAGCAUUGCUGUAUACCAGGGUCCACAAGAGCACAGUGAAUACCACUUUACCAUAGAUGAUUCCGUGGAGACAUUCAAGACCAUCCAGCAGAUUAAAGCAAUGGUAGAGAAGCUCAAUGAACCACACGAAAAAUACAAAAAAUAUUGUACCAGUGCAAAAUAUGGCAGCCAAGAGAAUCCAAUUGUGGGGAAAGGAUCAUAGCAGACACACAUGGACCCAGGAAAUGGAACUGGAACAAAGUAAUGCCAGAUGAAAAUACACAGCCACAAUCAAUGCUGGCGUUUGUAAAAACUUGGCAAGAACUUUUACACCUGUAUUGCAGGAAUAUUUCUGAAGACCUGGGAGAAAAAUGGCUAAAAACCUGAGAAAAUGGAGUCAGUAUCUACUAGGAGAAGCAGACAGUGAUUUUUUUUUUCUGGCCUGCGACAAUAUUCACACUGCAGGCAGUGCUUUGUAAACGUACAGAUGCUGCCUUUCAUUUCUCGGUCACAUUCCCCAGGAAGUCACACUUCACGUUUUGAGUUGUCUGUUCUCGAUUUAGCUGUUGAGACUGCCAUCUCUUAUAGAAGAGGAAACUCACAUGAAUGUUGGAAAUCCUGCUUGGUGUGCUCAGCGUUGUACAAUCACACAUAAUCCAGAUGGGACCUCGUGUCUUAGUCUGUGAACGGUCCGGGGCUGAGUGAGAAGUGCGAUUGCCAGUUUACAAGGAAUUGUGGUUCAGUGAUGGUGAAGAGGAACCCUGGCAGAAAGCCACAUUGGACUGUACCACAUAUCCCUGCACUAGACAAUUCAGGGUAUUCAGACCUGUUUUUCUUUAAACGGUACAAGAUGAUUUUAGUGUUAUUUAUUUUUUUGCUAAUUUGCGUUUUUCAUAUUCACAUGUCUCAAGUGAAUAUUUCCCCAGUAAUGUUUUUAUGGUAGACCUGAUAAAGGCACAUGCUCGAUGGCACACUUUCCUAAUAUAUUCAGAGCUGGAGCAAGACCUAAAUUGGUACUUCUGUUUGAUCUUCGAAGACCUCUAAUUUACCUUUAAUAUUGAGAUAUACAUGCACCAUAGAAGUUUGUAGAUGGCUUCCAGAUCCACACUGGAAAAAAUGUGGACUUUCUGCAUCAGUCCUUUGAUGUUGCAGUCUUCUGUAAACUAGUUUAGUUGGUUUCCUUAACCCGAUUUUGGGGUUAAAUUGAAACUUGGCUGGUACUUCAGAAGAGUUUAUGUAGUAAACUGGAGGAGAUGCAUUAGCAGACCCUUGUUCUGCUACUGUUGGCAUUCUCCUAACAAAGUCUGAACAUUUGGCUAUGAUGGUGCUCCUAGCAGAGAGCUGCAUCAGAACUAAGCCUGUAUAUGACAACGGUCAUUUGUGUGAGUGCAGGUUCUCAUGCAGCUUAAAUAGGUUAUAAGUAAAAGCAAAGAAGCAGUACAAGUAUAAAGGGAGCACUUUGAGUAAAAUAAAAUGUCUAGCUUUGAGUAUUACUCUGGGCUCCAGAUGGCAGGUAUCCGAGGUUAGUAUGUAGCGUAAAAAAUGAAGAUCUUUCCAGGUCACAAGCUAAUAUUUUUUUAUCUUACUGAAAAUUAUACAUGUUGUGCCAUAUUUCACCUGCAUGCACUGCACGUGAAAUAAAAAUGCUUGGUUCUUUCCAUUUUUCUACACAGCUGGGGACAGAAUAACUGGGCAAAUAUUGUUUACCUAUAAUGGAGUUCUUUGUAGCUGUAAUGCCCAAUCAUGAUUUCUAUUUAAAUAUGUGCAUUGGCCAAGCCUUGAACACUUACUAUUAGUGUUACUAGUAACAAAACUCUGUGGUAAGGAUAUAACAUGAUUAAGCCAGAAAUGUCCAUCUUGUGAGUUUCAACUGCAAAUACUAUCUCACGGUUGUUCUUUGAAGCCCUGGAGAUGGCCAAUUUUUCAUAUACAUUUUAAUGGCAAAGUGUAUAUUUUGGGGUCUAAAAACAAUGGAAAGCAUCACUUGGGGGCUGAAUAGUCCUACUAAAUUGUACUGAAGGCAUACAUAAUGAAAUAGAAAAAAGUGUGUGGGAAGCCAGUAUCUGCUAUACUUUUUGUCAAUGUCCUGUGUAGAGUUUAAAACAUUUGAGAGCCUGAGCUAGGGCUGAUUCGAUUGAAGAAGUGCAUAUUGAUGGUCAAAGUGGAGUCCAUAUGAAUUACUGAGGACACCAUAUUUGGGACCAAAAUGUAAGACAGGACCUAGAGGCCAAGGAAGAGAUCUAAAGAAAUCAGUUUUUUUUAUUGCACUAAACUUUGCAGGUUAUUUCAGCGCAUAUUUUCUUUUCCUUUUUAAAAAGUUCUAAUUUCAUUAGAAUAAAUACAAGUGAAUGUACCCUGGGUUGGUUGUUGCAGUGCUUGGGACAUCAGGCAUAAAAUAUAUCUCUUCGACUAGAGGGAAUUGCAGAAGCUCUUGUACAAAGGAUCAAUGCUUUUAAUUGUGGCCCUGCUGUAAACAAAUUGGGCUCCCAACAAUAAAUUUGUAUGAUUUUGCAGAUAAGCAAAUUAAAAAGAUUGAUAUGGGUGAAAA